Molecule: messenger RNA, 6526 nt
Organism: Ostrea edulis (European flat oyster)
Lineage: Eukaryota; Metazoa; Mollusca; Bivalvia; Ostreida; Ostreidae
Exons: 19
Coding region: 67-3390 (1107 amino acids)
Source: RefSeq, a predicted model, not a curated record
GUUUUCAAUUGCGCAUGCGCUAUAAAAUGUAAACCAAGAAACAGAAGCGAAGUGAAAACCGGUGACAUGACAUCACCUUCUCCGGAACAGACAUCCGCUACACAGAAGGAGAAGUACGAAAUCGGAGACCGUGUGUGGGUGAAAGUGGACAGACAACCAUGGUGGCCUGCUGAGGUAGUUGAGGAUGAACAUAAUUCCAGACCAGUCAUUGUCAAGCACUUUGAAGAGGAGAAGUAUGAAAGUGUUUCUGAUCCAGUGUCCAUUUGCUUGUACAAUUGCCCAAUGAGAGAAAAGUACAAACUUGAAGGUUUAAGAUGGGGAAUGUCCAGAGAUAGAAGAGAGCUGUUUAAAGUUGCUUUGAAACUUGCUGAAAAUGGGGAUGAAAAAGAAUUAGACAGCACUUUUUCUGACCAGAUGGAGGGGUCAACAGCAAUGAGUGAAGCCAACAGCAGUCUGUCUGUUACCAUGGAUACCAAAGAAAAAUUAGAAACAGAAGCCACAGAGAAUGUCAAUGAGGAAACAAACUUUACUGACAUCUGUGUGCAGUCUGAAUGUCCACAGAACAGCACACCAAAAGUAGAAUGUGUCGGGGAGGUGACACAUCAAAAGUCACCCUUCCGUGCUUCAGAGGAGAAUUCACCUGACCCCCAGCAGCCAUCUAAUCAACUUUCACAGUUUACCUGUGGUGUCUCAGUGUGGGUCAAGUUAGUCAACACACCUUGGUGGCCAGCACGGGUGAUUGAGGUGACACAAAUAGGGAACAAGUCUGCCAUUUGUGUGGAAUUUUUCAAUGAGAAUGCCAUAGAAGAGAUCAAAGACCUAAAGAAAAUAAAAGCAUUUGACUGCCAAGAAAAAGAGAAGUUCUGUUGUAGAGGUGUGCACACUAUUCAAUCUCAAGAAAAAAAGGCUUUAUUUCGCGACGCGUAUGACAUGGCAGUGAUGAACACAUCGGGUAAAACAGUUUCAGAUGUUUGUCUCAGAAAACAAAUUUUUGGUGACCAAAACUGUUCUGGUCCAGGCAAUGACAGUCAUGAAACAGAGGAACCAUUGGUGACUCCAGUCAGAAGAAAGAGAGGAACUUCCAGGGAAGAGGGCAGUUCUGUUAAGAGGAGAAAAACACAUAAAGAUGAACUUAGCAAUGUGGAAGUUAAUGAGUCGGAUAUUUCCACCAACGAAAAAAGACUGUGUCUCUCUAGAGGUACACAAAGAAACAAAAAAUCAAAGUGUUCAGUUUCCACAAAGUUAGAGAUGCAUUGUAAGAGGACUACUAUGAAUAGAUCAGAAUCGCAGGGAAAAACACUAGGUUGUGAUCCCUCGACAGAAAAUAAGCUUCUUUGUCCGAUUAAUCAAUCCAACACCAGGAGAGGUCAAUCCAACUCGAAAUUCACUCGGAGGAAAAAUACAAAAAAGAAAACAAGGAAAAAGGGGUGCACGAAAAAGAAAAUGGAAGGAGAGAGAAAUAAAGAUCUAUGUAAAGAAAAGGACACAGUGUACAGUGAAGCCAGCUCUCCAAUACUGUACAAUGGGAACGUGGACGCGGAGAAGUAUACAGUGUGCCAUGAGACCAGCUCUCCAAUACCGUACAAUGGGAACGUGGACGCGGAGAAGUAUACAGUGUGCCAUGAGACCAGCUCUCCAAUACCGUACAAUGGGAACGUGGACGCGGAGAACUCUAGUGACACAGAAACGACCCAGUCAAACAAACCCUCCAUUGAAAUGAUACAGCAAUCAUCAUCUUUCUCUAAAGAUAUUCAAAAUGGCGAAGGAUCAACGUGUUCAGUUUCUUCAGGACUAAAGACACGUAAGCGUGGUAAGAAAAUGUCCAAUAAUUCAAAAUCAGCCAAAUCUGUCAAGAAACUCGGUGAGGGAGAAACACCAUUGUGUUGUGACUCAGUAGAAAAUGAACUCCCCAUAUUGAUUAACCAUGCUAAGUUAAAGAAAGGUCGAUCCCAAAACACAUCCUCAAAAAUCACUAGGAGAAAAAAAACAAAGAAGAAAUGGGGAGAAAAGGACAUACAAAAGGAGAUUGAUUGGGAGAGAAAGGCUGAAUACACAGAGGCCAGUUCUCCUAUACCGUACAGUGGAAACUUGGACUCGGGGCAAUGGUCAAGUCUCCAGGAUCAUUUAAAUCCAUCACAGGAUGCAGUAAACCCAUUGUCCUCAGUUUGUUCUCUGGACGGUACUGAAAAUAGACAGCCAAACAGCAACGCUAAAAUACAACAACUCAACAUCCCUACUGAGGACCGCGGCAGGGAAGAUUUUGACCCCAAUCUAGAUGUGGAUGACUGCUACAUCAGUGAAUCAGAUGGUGAGGACUUGCCAGAUGCACUUACUCCAUCCAGACAUGCUGCGAUUCAUGAGAAGGAUAUUGUUUGGGUGAAGUGGAGGAGCUGCCCUGUUUGGCCGGCUGUUGUCAGGCGACUGGAAAAGAAAAAGAAGAGGAUUGUCAAGAUUUCAUUGUUUGUUAUUGAGCCACAUCCAUGGAUCCCAAAAAAGUUGAGGAUAGGGUACAGCCAGAAGUCAAUAUUUCCAUACAACUCCAAGGACUCGGAUCUUUUCCUGGAUCAGGGAAAUAAUCUGGAGGAUGAGGGCCGGAAAAGGUUUAUGAAGGCUGUGGAUAUGGUAGAAAACUACAUGACCAAGAGGAUUCUGGGUACACUCCGGAAAGAGGACAUGGAGUUCAUGGACUGUCACGAAGGGGUAGACGAGGUGCUUGAGAGUUCUCCGCCCCCAUCACCUGUGACAGUGGGAGUGUCUCCACCCGACUCUCCAGUGUCCAAUCCCAGUGUUGACAGCAACGAGAGUGUUAUCUUGUUAGGAGCAGAAGGGCCGAAAUUUGACCCUUUAAUUGCUUCAAGAUAUGAGAAAAUUAAAGAAAGAAAUAGAAGUCUUGUUGAGUUCCUGAAGUCCAGUGAAGUGAAGCAAUAUCUCUUGGAAAUCCUUUGGGAGAAAAGGAAGAGUGAUAAACACAUGGUUUACAAACUAGGUCGCUCCAAGGAAAGGGACCGUCUCAAGAACCCAGGAUUUGGACCAAUCGCUGAUGAGGACCAGCAAGAGGAUGUCCUCUAUACAAUGAUGGAGUGGUACAGGCAGGAGACCAAGCUUUCAGACAAUGAGAUUCCUGAUGUUAGCUAUGUCAUUGAUGUUUGGAUCCCUGAGGGCAUUGUUUAUGGGUUGAUGAAGCGGAAGAAAUACACUCGCAAGAAGGCAUGGGAACAGUUUGAGAAAGGCGUGUAUAUGACAAAGAAAGAAAAGGCCGAGGUCCACAGGUCCCUGUUGGAGAGUGCCAAGCGAAUAUCGCCCGAGGAUGUCCAACGGUACGAGGCAAACAUCCAGGACAGGAUCAAUGUUAUCUGUCACCAAAGUGGACUCCAGAAUAUCACCUUAUGAUGAUCAGAACAGAGUCCAGAGCUGAUAAUUACCACUACCUUGUACAUGCAGUCUGUGACUGUGGAGAAUUCCACAGAACAUUGUCACAACAAAUUAGGCCUGUAUGUUGCUUAUUGUGUUGCAUUUAAUCAAGCAGGCAUAUCAUGAACACAUGUACAGAUAAUCAAAGAUCUACAAAUUGAAGUACAUUCAGAAUAUUAGGUGUUUUAAGGUCUACAUGUACUUAUAAAGAUUGUUUUCUCAUUGACAUUAGGAAUAAAUUUACUGAUAGGUUUUAAUAAUCAUGUUAAACACUUAACAAAUUGUUCAGUCAGAUAGUUCAUAUCUUCACUAAACCACCAAUCAUAGCUAGUCAUUUGGUUUGUUGUAAUAUAUAUAUAUAUAUAUAUAUAUAUAUAUACUAUAAUAUAAUUAUAUAUCUGUUUGUUUUUUUAUAAAGAAAAUUAGACAGUGUUAUAUUUGUGAUGAUUUGUACAUUUGUAAUUACUUAACAAUUGCAGAAGCUCAAAUAAGUUACUUAAAUUAUUUCAAAGAAAAUUAUUUAUCAUUAAUUAUAUCCUGUAGAAGUGAUUGCGAGUUACUGUAUAUGCAGUCGGAUUUCAGACUCGUGCUAGAAAUAAUGACUCUGAAGCAAGUACAUAUGUACAGGAGAUGUUGGAACUACACUGUGAUUUGAAGAUCCUCUGCAUCAUACAGCAAAACUUGGAAAAGAGCACUUCCCUUUACCACAACAAUAGCAUACUUGGACACAUGCACUUAAAUCUGUUUAUCCUUAAACAAUGAACCCACUUGCUUUUUUUGGUGUAAUUCAGAUCAUCCUCAAACAUGCUUAUCUUGUGUGUUUCCGUUUUCAUAUCUUGAAUGACACAUUAUUAUUAUUUUUAAUUUCUAAUGAUGUGAAUAAUUGGAUUUUGAUUGUGUCUCACUACUUUGAAAUCUUUCGCUAAAAUGCUCAAUUUGAGCAGUGUUCAUCAGCUUACUUCCGAGUCUUUUUACUAGGAUGUGAUGAAAAAGGACAAGAUGACCCGAAUGAUGACAUAUGGUGUAACCACAGGCAAUUGCAUCACUUGGGGUCGAAUUUACUAUACUUUUUGUAUAGUAAAUUCGACCCCAAGCGAUGCAAUUGCCUGUGGGUGUAACAGUCUACAGCAGAUAUUUAUAUUUCUAAACAAUGUUUUGUCAGUGAUCAACUAAUGCUGCUUCAAUGCACAGUAAAACAUGCUUAUAAUGAACACCUUUAUAACAAAGUCACGUUUAUUGCGCAGUGAUAUUUAUUCCCUUACGAAAGGAAAAUAACAACAAAAUAAUCGGAUGUAAUGAAGUUUGGUUACAAUGAAUUGUGUGUGCUGCCCCUGGAGGUUCAUUAUAACCGUGUUUUACUGUAUAAUGAAGUUUGGUUAUAAUGAACUGUUUUUCACUGGCCCUGGAGGUUCAUUGUAACCAUGUUUUACUGUAUAAUGAAGUUUGGUUACAAUGAAUUGUGUGUGCUGCCCCUGGAGGUUCAUUAUAACCAUGUUUUACUGUAUUUUGUGUCUCCAUUAAAGUAUUGACUUAAAAAAUCCAUUGAUACAUCUCUAAAAGAAUAAAAUGUUCAAUAACAAAAUAUGAAAUAUAAAGAACCACUGUUUGGGUUGUUUAUAUUGUUACAGUUACGGUAUACACUCAGAUUAAACCCACACAUCUGUUGUACCCCCAUAAUACAUGUACAAACAGUCCAGAUGAUUAUUCCUUUAACGAGUGAUUUUUGAUGUGAUAAAUGAAACUUAAUCUGUGAUUUGGACCUCGGAAAAUGAAUCUGAUUGUAUGGGCAUUGAAUAUAAGUGAGAAUUUGUAAAGAGUAGCACAUGAAUGACAAGAAGAUUCAAAUUAUUGUAAAUAGACAUGAUUUUGUUGAUAUGCAUGAAUGACAAGAAUAUUCAAAUUAUUGUAAAUAUAUAUGAUAUUCUUUAUAUAAAUUCUUUUUAAUAGUUCAUUUAUUUUUUAUUUAUACCCCACACAACGAGUUAUGGAGGGUAUAAUGCUUUUGACCCAUCAGUCUGUCAGUCAGUCCCUUUCUUGUCAGAGACCGCCCAACAGAAUUUCAUGAAACUUGGUAGUUAAUAUAAGGACAUGCUGUGUAGAUGUGCAUAUUCCCAGAAAAAUUCUGAUUCAAUAACUUAUAUAUUCAAUAAUUUAUAUAUUCAAUAAGUUAUAUAUUCAAUAAUUUAUAUAUUCAAUAAGUUAUGCUGAGUCUGUCUGUCCUGUUGUGUUAGUGCAACUCCUCUGAGAUUGCUCAACAGAAUUUUAAGAAAUAAGGACACUCUGUGUAGAUGUGCAUGUUCCCAGGAAAUUCUAAUUUAUUAAUUUUUUUGAGAGUUCUGCCCACUUUGAAUGUUUUUGAACAACUUAUGUCAAACGGGUUUCACACAGAGUUCCUGAAAACUUUAUUUUUCCGUCGGAUCUUUGGACUGAUGACGCUGGGAUCUUAUCAGCCCGAAUAAUGUUUUAUCAGCCGGAACAAUUUCGUGGAAUUUUAACAAAUUACAUAAAAUUUAACAAUGGAUGAAUAGAAAUAUAAUCAAAUUCAAUUCCAUUGAAUUUUUCUUUGAAAUUAAAAUUGUUUUAAAUACCUUUUUCAAAUUGAAAACCCCUGUUCCAAACUCUCAACAUGCUGCCAUUCAAAUAAACAUUAAAAUGUAGAGGUAAACAUAUAAAAGAUUACUAAAAAUUGAUGUCGUGAAUGAAUUUUGAACUUAAAAACGAAAAUUUUACUGAAUUUUUCAUACUUAUUGUAUACUUUUUGUACAUCUAGAAUAAAUGAUUGUGUUGUGUUUUUCCUGAGCUUAUUGUGACUUCUGACUUGUUUACAUGUACCAAUUAAACACUGAGAGGAAUUUAAUGAAAUCUCUUUAAAAAUCCUGUUAUCAAUUUUUAAUCAAUUAAAGGUAUCCAGGUACAUGUAUGAAUAAUGUUUUUUAACGUGAUUUUCAUCCGAUUGUCCGUCAGUAAUGUAUAGCAUUACCAUUCAUUAUGUGAGGCAUUCUCAAGCAAUGUUGGAGCGUGGGGUAUCUGAGCUUGCUCACCUUUUCUUUCAUUUAAUAUGUAUACGUAUUUUGUUUUAUGCUAGAAUUUGAAAUAAAUGAAUGUCAAAUUGGAA